This is a messenger RNA of Paramisgurnus dabryanus, 2529 nucleotides long. RefSeq names its product guanine nucleotide binding protein (G protein), alpha activating activity polypeptide O, b (gene gnao1b). NCBI's taxonomy places the organism in Eukaryota, Metazoa, Chordata, Actinopteri, Cypriniformes, Cobitidae. The record is from RefSeq and is a predicted model, not a curated record. Gene Ontology annotation, biological process: G protein-coupled dopamine receptor signaling pathway; adenylate cyclase-modulating G protein-coupled receptor signaling pathway. Gene Ontology annotation, cellular component: cytoplasm; heterotrimeric G-protein complex. Gene Ontology annotation, molecular function: GTPase activity; mu-type opioid receptor binding; corticotropin-releasing hormone receptor 1 binding.
UAAUGGGAAAAAAUUGUAUGAUAUCAUCACACAAAUAACUGAAAAGGCUGUCACAAAAGCAGAAUGAUGCUCUUGCAGUGACGUCAGGUCGAUGAGAGAGGGGUUUGCCCCUCGCGCAUCAGGAGGGAACUACAGGAUGAGACGAGCUCGUGCUGGCCGCCACCCAAUAGACACCAACGAUUCGGAGCGCGAGCAGGACGACCUCAUCUCAAUCAAGAGGCCGAGGUACGAGCCUGUCCCUGACCUUAAUUCGGCUCGGAUGCUUUAGCAACGACAGGCACACUGAGCAGGCACGAGAGGAGAGUGUGGGACAGAGACGGAUAUUUGGGCUGCAGCUCUCGCGCGUCCCGACUCUCGCAAUGGGAUGCACGUUAAGUGCAGAUGAGCGCGCGGCUCUGGAGCGGAGCAGAGCCAUCGAGAAAAACCUUAAAGAAGAUGGAAUGAACGCAGCCAAAGAUGUGAAAUUACUCCUGCUCGGCGGCGGGGAGUCAGGCAAAAGCACCAUCGUCAAACAGAUGAAGAUUAUCCAUGAAGAUGGGUUCUCUGGAGAUGAUGUAAAGCAGUUCAAAACUGUGGUCUAUAGCAACACUAUUCAGAGCCUUGCUGCUAUCUUGCGAGCAGUGGAGACUCUUGGUAUAGAGUAUGGAGAAAAGGACAGAACUAUGGAUGCUAAAUUGGUAUUUGAUGUGGUCACUCGUAUGGAGGACACUGAGCCAUUCUCAGCAGAACUGUUGGCUGCUAUGAUACGUCUAUGGUCUGAUUCUGGAACUCAGGCCUGCUUCAGCCGAUCACGAGAGUACCAGCUCAAUGAUUCUGCCCAAUAUUACUUGGACAGUUUGCAACGCAUUGGAUCUCCAGAUUACCUUCCCACUGAACAGGAUAUUCUUAGAACUCGAGUCAAAACUACUGGCAUUGUUGAAACACAUUUCUCCUUUAAGAACCUCAAUUUUAGGCUGUUUGAUGUAGGGGGACAGAGAUCAGAGAGAAAAAAAUGGAUUCACUGCUUUGAGGAUGUGACCGCCAUUAUCUUCUGUGUUGCACUGAGUGGAUACGACCAAAUGCUGCAUGAAGAUGAGACCACAAACCGUAUGCAUGAGUCUCUUAUGCUCUUUGACUCCAUAUGUAACAAUAAGUUCUUUGUUGACACCUCCAUCAUCCUUUUCCUCAAUAAGAAGGACCUUUUUGGAGAAAAGAUUGUGAAAUCUCCACUGAAUAUUUGCUUCCCAGAAUACACAGGUCCAAAUACAUUUGAAGCUGCAACUGCAUAUGUAGAGGUUCAGUUCCAGAGUAAGAAUCGCUCUCCUAAUAAAGAGAUUUACUGUCAUCUUACCUGUGCUACCGACACAGGAAACAUUCAAGUGGUCUUUGAUGCUGUCACUGACAUCAUCAUCGCCAAUAACCUGCGUGGGUGUGGCCUCUACUGAGCUCCAGAUCCACUGGUUGCUCUUCGAUAUGGUAAUGUGAGUGACUGAACUGGCACCCCGUGACUUUGGCCAAGGCACCCCUGUUUUAUUUUAGUUUUGUUGUUUGUUCAGAAUAUUUGAUCCUUUCUUUGACUAUUUCUUUUGUAGUUUGUAAGAACAUUGCGGGAGUAAAUAAUGUAUGGGUAUGCAUGUGUAGCAAAAAAUGUGUGUGGCCGGGCAUAGAUGCUUUAAGCAUGAGUGCAUGUGUGUGAGGGUCAGUCAUAUAAUAACACACAAACUUCUCUGCUGUUUAUGUUCAGUUGGCAGACUUUCAGGGCUUUUAAAAAACCUUAUAUCUAAAAUUAUCUGUGAAAUACUGAGUGACUGAUGACUAAUCAUGUGGCUGGGCUGAAUGUCAUUUCAUAAACUGAAUGUUGUCCAGGGGCAGCUCUUAAGCCAAAGUUGUUUGAGAACCAAGCAUUGUUUCAUUGUUAAUGGGUCUGUGCUCACUGGCUUCAGGCUGUGACAUAAAAUGCCUUACAGCUAAUGAAGCACAAAGUGUGAUAUUGACAACAUUCUCACUCAACAUGAGCACAAAUAGUUUUAAAAAGUUUCAGUUGUUUAUUUCUGUGCAGAUAAUGCUGUAGUUUAUUAUUUUUCUUAUUAAACUAUAAGCGCAUGUAUAUACAUAUUUUGUAUAGCACCACACUUUCUGCACCUAUCAAAUACAAUAAAUACGGGCUAUGAAUACAAAUGAACUAGCUUACAGAUGUUAGGUUGAAAUAAGUAUGCAUAUUACAGUAAUUCAGUAAGUCAUAUAUAACUGAUUACUGAAUUACUAGGUGAAAAAACUGUCAGUUUUUUAUCUCACUCUGAUUGUGUAAUAUGUGAGUGUGUACAGAUGUGUGUGUUAAUGCAUGCACAGUCUAUUCACCUAUGACCUGUUACUUAACCCAGAUUUCUUUUCCAGUUUACCCCUCUUUUUUUCUCUCUGCGGUGAAUGGAUUUUUUGUUUGGUGCACUGAAUGUUCUCUUUUCCUCCCUUGGGGUGUACAGCACUGUACUGCUGGUUUUAAUCUUCUGACUGACCAAUGAAAUGUUUACAUUAAAAAAAGAGAAAACAUUA